This is a messenger RNA of Cannabis sativa, 690 nucleotides long. RefSeq lists its product as uncharacterized. The transcript is spliced from 2 exons. The coding region runs from base 78 to 416 and encodes 112 amino acids. Lineage: Eukaryota; Viridiplantae; Streptophyta; Magnoliopsida; Rosales; Cannabaceae. The record is from RefSeq and is a predicted model, not a curated record.
UCCAUAUAUAUACACACUACAUAUAUAUAUUGUAGCUUAGUAGUUGAUAAUAUUUGAUAUUAAUUAAAAGAGAUCAUAUGAUGAGGCGUGAUAUAGUAGCAUGGUUGAUGAUGAUGGUGUUGGUGGCGUUGUUUGUGGUUGUGCCACCCACGGCGAAAGCUGAGACGAGUCCAAGCCAGUGCAAGCAAGAGCGGAACAACAUCGUGAGCGCAUGCAAGGCAGUUAUCUUCAGGCAAAGCCCUUCGGCCAACUGCUGCGCGCGGGUGAGGGAGACUCAUGUGGAGUGUGUUUGCCCCUAUGUCACCCCCAAGUUAGCCAAUCUCGUUAAUGUUGAACGUAGUAUCAAGCAAAUCCAAGGUUGUGGUAGGACUGUUCCCCGCAACUUCAAGUGCGGCAGUGUUACUACUCCACCAUGAGAGACUAUAUGUACCUACAUCUAUAAAUAUAAUAAAAUUUUAGAAUAUUGUAGGUUCAAAAUAAAUAUAUGUGGUGCUAUAAUUUUAUGGAGUAACCUCUGUUUGAUGGACAACUACCAGUUUUCUUGUGAUAAACGUCUAAUAUCUUUCCUUUUUCUUGUUUUAUCCACAGAAUAGUAUGGUUUCAUUUUGUUGUGUUUUAUAAAUCGUACGUUGUACUCAAACCUUUCUACUACUAAUAUUAGUAACUAAGGGAUACUAAUUGCCCUAUAAA